AUGCAAUCAGAGCGGAAUAUCCUUUACCUUGUGCCAAAAUUCCAUCUGCCAGCCCAUGUUUUGAAAUGCCAUGACAAUUUUUCCUUCAAUUUCUCCGCCGGAGUUGGUCGCACCGAUGGCGAGGCUCCUGAGCGCGGUUGGGCUGCUACCAAUGCUUUAGCAGCAAGUACCAAAGAGAUGGGUCCAGGUGCUCAUCGAGACACUUUGGAUGACCAUUUUGGAGAUUACAACUGGAGAAAGAUCAUCAUUCUAGCGGAUACUCUUUGUGAUCGGCUGAAGGAGGCGGUCAAAGCUCAUAUCGAGCAUGUUGAAGAGUUUAUAGGAUACGAGGAUGCUUUGCGGGUCGAGCAUUCAGAAUCUGUCGACUCAUGGAGACAAAUGGUCCUUUUAUGGGAAGCCGAUCGAACACAGCAGAAUCCCUUUGCACCGACUUUGCGCUCUGUGACUGAAAAUGCCGUGCAUCUGGAGCUCGCAAGAGAAGAAAAGAAUGUUUCUGCUGUAGAAAUUCGGCAUGAUGUUAGCCCCAGUGAGUUAAUUGCACAAGGAUUACAGCUAGAAGAGGCCCAGGUGCGACUGCAAUAUGAUAUCGACGCCCUUGGUCUACAUUCAACAGAUCUACAACGCACCAAAGUUCAAGCCCAGGAGAACCGUAUCAGCCGCAAAAUUGAAGCAUGGAUUGAUGUGCAGAAGGUAUGCAUGCCUAGGACCACACUUCUACAUGCACGGGAUGACGAUUGCCGCAUGGUUGGAGCUGCUGUGUGGCCUUCAAAGAUUCCUCUCUAUCUCCCUUCUACCGCCCUCAGGCUCAAUGCUAUUGAUGCAUUGACCCAGAGCACUAUCGUCGACGAUGAGUGGUGUCUCCAUCUUGCUCAGGCUAAUGAUGCCUUGGCUGUGCUACAUGAUCAUCUUCUUCUAAAAUCUUAUCUCACGGCGUGGCGACAAUGCUUUUCCCGAGGACAGCGCUAUGGCACUAAAGCAAAUACCUUAUUUCACUGA
Messenger RNA from Desarmillaria tabescens, 996 nucleotides. RefSeq lists its product as uncharacterized. The record is from RefSeq and is a predicted model, not a curated record. The coding region runs from base 1 to 996 and encodes 331 amino acids. The transcript is spliced from 4 exons. Lineage: Eukaryota; Fungi; Basidiomycota; Agaricomycetes; Agaricales; Physalacriaceae.